AAAAAACCGACAUUUAUAUUUAUUACAAAUUAUAAUUAAAUUAUUCUUUUAAUUUUUUAUUCCACUAUUCUAGGGUAUAUAAAGAAAUAAUUCAGUUAUUUGAGUCUUUUCUGUGAUUUCAUGUUACUAGAUAAAUCACUCUCUAUAGUUCUACCAGAAAUCAAGGAAACCUUACAGUGUUUAUAGGAAUUGAAACUUUAAAAUCAUGGCUCAAUUUAAUAUUAUUGCGGCAGGAUUUAACCAGCACGAUGAAACAAUUAAUUUUGGAGGUAGGUUAACAGCUGGAGACCAAAGCCUCUACGAGAUAAGGACUCUUGCAACAAUUAAAUCUGAAAAUAUUUCUGACUCUUCGGGAACUGAAGCUCUAGAUAUUUUGUCUUAUGUUUAUGAGGGCAGGAUUUUCUUUAGCAUCAAUAAUGUGUUAAGGAUAAUGAAAGGUAAGGAAAUGUUGAAAGAACUGGCUUUCUGGGAAUUCAGUCAUCGUAUUGAUGGUUUUUGUGUGUCCGGAAAUCAUAUUAUGGUCUGUACAAGAGAUGGAAAGAUAACUAUUAUUAAUAUAUCAUCCUUAUACUUAUCUGAUACAGAAAACUCUACAAUGGAAUUCGAUUUUAGCCCUAUAUUUAGCGAGAAAAUUGAUCAUGAAUAUACUGAAAUUUUUUUUAUUCAUUGUUUUGCUGAUAAGACUGGUAAUUUUUGUGUUGUGACCAGCUUUGGAUUAAUAAAAAGAAUCAGAUUAAUAGACGGUACUAAAUUUGAAGCAGAGAUUAUCCAAGACCUAGAGAGAAAAAUGAAUAUAAGUUGUUAUGGCCAUUCUUCUAUCUUAUUGGAAGGAUCUGAGUUGAUAUUGUUGGACAUAGACAAUGGAAAAUACAGCACCACUGAACGAAUUGGACUAAAGUUGAUUAAGCAUUUGGGAAUGAAUUAUUUAGCUUAUAGCCAAAACGGAGAUAUUUACAUGAUUAACCCGUUUCUUUUUGUUUUCUGCAUCAAUAAAACUUAUCCAGCAAUUCAAAACAGUUUUGAAGACUUAAUUUUUGUUACCGAUAGCGAACGCGAGGGAAAAUAUCUAAUGACAGGUGUAACUCAUAAAAAAUCUGAUGGAAAAUCUUAUAUAGAAUUAUGCCAAUUUCCAGAUUUAAAUACGAUUUAUUCAAUACCUGUAAUGAACCCAAUUUGUUUAACCCAGAUGGACUCCAGCAAAGAAGAAGCAUUAUUUUUCUCUAAAAUUUUCAAAAAUAAUUGCCUGGAAGAGAUACGUUUGCAAUGUAUUUAUGAAGCUGAUCCAGAAUUGAAACUGAAAAGGCUUUUACAAAAGGCGAAAUUCGAAGAGGCAGAACUUUUUGCAGAAAAAUACAACAUUAGUAUGGAAAUUGUUGCUCAAGCAAGGGCUCAACAUAUUGUUAAUAAGUUAUCAUGCAAAACCAGUGAUAUUGAUCAGCUAUUUGAUAUUUUUACUAAUAUAUCUGACCAGCAAUUUAUAAUGAACUGUUGUGAUAUUGUUGAAUGCGAAGCAGGGGAUGAUGCAAGAAGGGUUAUAUAUUAUGCAGCUUUUAUGGAAAUUGAUGUUCGAGAUUCGAAUCAAAACAAGGACAAUCCGCUUCUACAUAACAAAAUACUUUUCAAUAGAAGAUUACACCUGUUUGAUACAUAUAUGUUGAUAUAUCAUUCUUAUAACCACCAGAAAUGGAAUCAUUUUAUGCAGUGUGACUUACUGGACGAACUUGUGAGAUUCUUGAAAAAUGAUGAUAUUGAAGAAGCCAUUAUAAUUUUCAAUAGAUUAGAUUUGGACUCCAUUAAUUUACUGACUGAUGAGAAAAUUCAAGAAAUUUUACUUGUUGUUGAUAGGUGCAGAGGAGAUAUCAAUGCUUUUCUAACGGCGUUCAUACCUAUAUCUUUGAAAUACCUUCCAGGAACUUUGACUAUAUUUAUCACAUGGCUCCACGGAAGAGUAUAUUUCCUUGAAAGUCAACACAGUGCUACUUUUCCUGAAUGUGCAAUAAAAUUUAUUGAAGAUGUGACUAAAUUAAUGAACAUAAAUGUUCCACUUAGAAAGCACUUUAGUAAUGAAGAAUCACCAGAUAAACUGGGAAAUCUUGUGAACGCUUUAAAAGAUAUUCAGCUCUUACAGAAUAAUUUUGGAGUCAAAUUACACGUUUCAGAUUAUCUUGCAGAUCCCACCGACACAGUGAGAGUAUUAUUUACUACAAAUAUGGACAGCAAAACUUUUGAGAUGUUUACCAAACAAUUCCUGUGCUCCUUUAUACAGAGAAAUAAUAUUGACAAAGAUGCGUUGUUUCUAGAAGAAAUUAAAAAUUUGUUGAAUUAUAACGAAGAAUAUUGUAUAGAGUUAGUGGCAAUUCUGUUAAGCUUAAUGACUGGUGUCGAUAAGAAAGUGGAGGCUAUUAAAUUAAUAUUAGAAACGGCUUCUACACCGUGGAGCGACCAAGUACGGGAAAUAUCAAAGAUUAUUUUUAAUUUUGAGGCAAAAAAUCCACUGGUUCAGGAAAUGGUAGAGUUUCUCAAAGAAGAACCUAAACUAAAUAUUUUAAGAAAAUAUGAUAUUACCUGGGCUCAAUUUGCUUCUUCCAAGGAUAAAUGUUUUUAUUAUAACCGCAUCUUUUACCUGAAAGGUGUCGACUCUGUUGACGAUAUUCGUCAGUUAUAUACCAACAAAAUAGAGCGGCAACAAAACGAAUAUGCGAUAGCCCUUAAGUUGAUCAGAAAGGAAGCUUACACACGGGCAAUGGAGAUUCUGGAUGAUAAUCCUCCAGAAAUAAUCAUUGGCGUUUGCAAAGAUAUAAUUUCUUAUACAUUGAAUGUUAACACACAAGUAUCUGCUAAAGAGGACGCGCUUUUCCAGGAUGCUUUAAAUAUGGUGUGUAGUCGCAUUGUUGAUAAUACCACACACAAAGGAGAAAUAGAUACAGCGAAGUGCGAUUGCCACGUAGCAAAAGCCAUAUAUGACAUCGAAAAGACUUUUAAAAUCAAAUCAAAAUGCCGCGAUUUUUUCAGUUGGUCUGAAAGACAAAUCUUGAUGGAUAGAUUAGUUCAAGAAAUUGUGGAGUCUACGAAUGACAACGAGACUGUUUUUGAACAUAUAAUUUUAUUAGCAAAAAAAGUGUCUUGGUACAUGGAAGAACCGAUAGAUGCAAUUUUGGUAAAGCUGCUAGAAAAAAUCGAUUUUGAGAAUAUUUUAAAACUGGCGAGAUUCGUCUUGGAUUCCUCGAGCAAUUCAGCAAACCUGGCUUUUUGUGCAGUUUAUCUUUUCAGAUUUUUAAAGAACGACAUGAUCGAAGACGGGAACGAGACAUUUUUAGAUGUUUUGGUCAAUGUCCCCAAUAAAGAUGAGUAUUAUUUGAAUGGAGUUUGUUUGGCGAGAGAUUUAAUCAUCAAAGCGAUAAACCACGCCACUCCAGAUGACCACCUGGCUAUCAUGGAAGUUUUUAGGUGGAUCAAUUCUUGUUAUUUAAUUACUAAUUUAAAAAAGAACUAUACAAAUGAAGACGUACACCAAAUUUAUCUUCCAAGAACAGGAGCCUACCCAUUUGUGUCAUCCCUUGAAAGCAUUAAAAAAGUUUUUAAUGUUUACUGUUCUUAUAUUGAUUGUUGUAAAAUACCAAUUAUGAAGUACUUAACGCAGUUCUCGUCAAAAAUGGAGAUAGAUCAGGAACAACUUCUUAAUGAACUGAAACAGUUUACUUGGAACUUAAAUAUGUUUCUAAAAGAAGAUCAACACUUAACUGCUUAUAACAUGAUAAAAACUCUACAGUAUGGCUUAAUGCUUGAUCCAACCAUAAAGACAGAUACACUAAAUUGCCUAAAAACGUAUUUAUAUGGUACUUGGUUGCCUCAAAUGAUUGACGUUGUCCUUUCUCACCAACACAUCGAUAAAUCGUUAUUUUACAAUUUGAUGAUGAUGAUAGGCUCAAAUUUCGGACCUACCCUUCAGAAAUAUUUAAAAUUGUACAAGAAAAGACCCACCAAACUUAUUGUUAUUGCCCAAGUCGGUUUGGAAUUGCUUAAGUACUAUGGCGAACUCGAAGGCAUGGCACACUUAAAUAACAUUUCUAAUAUGUGCAAAUGGUGGUUAAAGUUGAAAGGGACCAAAAUGCAUUAUGCCACUUUCUUUACGCAGCAAAGCGACGAGCGGUUGAGAGACUUGGUUAUAACAAAUUACGUGAAUUUAGAUAACAUUCAGGAAUAUUGUACUGACUUUAAUCUGGAUCUUCAGGAAUCAUACAAAAGUUAUUUAGAAACGAUCAUCUUAUCUUGGAAACCUGAAAUAGAAUAUUUACAGGAUGUUCGCGGCAAAAAGACUAUUGCUAUUAAAAAUGACGAAGACGCGUUAGAAAAACUGUGUAUUCUUGUUAUUCAGCUUAUUAAUGACAAAGAGGGACUAAGUGAGCUGACUAAAAAUCUUUGGUCAAAAAUUUCUUUCUACUAUUACGAAGUAUACAUUAUUUUGUUAAUGAUUGACACUGCCAUAGGAAAAGUACGAAAAAACUUCGAACUUUACCGCCCGUUAUUGUCGUUCUUAAAGACUUAUACAAGGGUAGGCCCACCGUCACGUUCGGAGAGGGAACAGUGGUAUGGCGCUUUCCCUGAAAGAGUAAACAUAGACGAAUUGUCAGCGUAUAGACUGCCACUUACCCAUAUAUUUUUUUCAAACGACAUCUGGAAUAUAAUAAAACCCGAAGUAAACCUACAAACUUAUAAAGAAUGGUUCCAGUUAACCAGUAUUCUCGGCCAGUAUCUCAACAAACAGGAUAUCUGUACAUACGCUAUAAAAUGCGCUUUGCCUGCACAAGUGUCAGAAAACCCCAAAGAAUGGCAAUUAUACUCGAAGUAUGAGCAUUUAGUGGCCCAAAUUGACGAAUGUGCUUCGAAUAUUACUGACUUGGAAAGAGCUACAGCAGCCGUAUAUUCCCUGGUGGGUAAUAUGCCGCCUGGAGCCGACCAAGUCAAUAUAGCACAGCUCAGCUAUAAAUAUGCCAAAGCUUACAAGGAGUCGAUGUCGAGUGAAUAUGUAGACAAGAUUUAUAAUAAGGUUAAGCAAAGGUACUAUAAUUACUUAGCGAUGCAUAUUCUGCACAAGCAUCAGUUGGCAGACGCAAAUUACUUAGAUCUUGUCAACCAGCCCAAAACUUUAAUAGCAGAGCUAUAUAACGAUCAUAGAAUCGUAAGGGAAAUGGAAAGCGUGGAUUUUUAUUGUCCAGAUAUAAAUACAGCAGUUGAUGAGUUAUGUAAUAUUUUUAACCUGGUGGCUAAGAAAAUUCGAUUUGAAUUACUGUCAGAGCUUUUGAAGUCAAAUACUUUGUUCGAUUUGGAAUCGACCGUUGUGCAAGUGGCUCACACUCAUUCUUUUGAUCAAUCAAACUCUAUUAAGAGGGCGUGCUAUAUGUGUUUGGGAUCUGACGCAGAUAUUUGGAGGAAAUUGUUGCUUAAAGCAGGAACAAACAAAGAUGGUUCAGAAUCUAAUAUGUCCUACAGAGCUAAUGCUUUGAGAUGUUUUUAUUACAUAACGGACAUGGAAACUAUAGAAGCCAUGACUGAGAUAAGCCAUGAGGAGUUCCGAGUUUACAUGGAUAAAACAUCGGUAAUAGCUCAAAUGAACGACCUGGGCGUCUGUUUGGAAAGCAUCGAGCAAUUAGACGAAAUGAACAAGAAAAAACUGUUAAAAAAACUAACACAGAUCCAUGGCCGCAUUGCCAUCAAGUGCAUAGCCAGCCUAUGCAAAAUAUAUGCGCUGGACGAUUUGAAAUAUUGGCAAUUUAUCGUUGAGACAGCUAUUCAACUCAAUAUGAUCCAAGAAUUGAUGGAGUAUGUGGAGUAUCUUAAGUACAGAUGUGUAACGCCGUUUAUUAUUAAAGCAUGGCAUGUGAUCUUAAGUGACGCCUUCUCGUUAGGGGCGAACAGUUCAAAAUCUAAAACAUCAGAGAGCGAUGUGAAAGAUUUAUAUAUAAAAGCAAUCAGAUUGCUUCAGACUUGCCCUGUGAUAUAUGCUUUGGAUUUUAGUGUUUACAUUGAAAUGUGCCUGAUAAAUAAUCAGCAAGUUGUUGCAGCGGUAUUGCUUCAGUAUCUGCCUAAAAAUAAACUAGAGAAGUUUAUUGAAAUUAUAUCCACCACACAAGCCACAUUUGAGGAAUUAAAAUUAUUAAAGAACAAUGGAAUUGUUGGUAUUGAUUUAGUUAUAGAUAUACUUAAGAAAUAAAAUGUUUAUUUUUGC
This is a messenger RNA of Sitophilus oryzae (rice weevil), 6226 nucleotides long. RefSeq lists its product as uncharacterized. Gene Ontology annotation, molecular function: small GTPase binding. Gene Ontology annotation, cellular component: cytoplasm; kinetochore microtubule; RZZ complex. Gene Ontology annotation, biological process: protein localization to kinetochore involved in kinetochore assembly; mitotic sister chromatid segregation; mitotic spindle assembly checkpoint signaling. The transcript is spliced from 24 exons. NCBI's taxonomy places the organism in Eukaryota, Metazoa, Arthropoda, Insecta, Coleoptera, Curculionidae. The record is from RefSeq and is a predicted model, not a curated record. Bases 206 to 6211 code for a protein of 2001 amino acids.